Molecule: messenger RNA, 5054 nt
Organism: Scophthalmus maximus (turbot)
Lineage: Eukaryota; Metazoa; Chordata; Actinopteri; Pleuronectiformes; Scophthalmidae
Gene: gria2b
Product: glutamate receptor, ionotropic, AMPA 2b
Exons: 16
Coding region: 268-3042 (924 amino acids)
Biological process (GO): modulation of chemical synaptic transmission; monoatomic ion transport; synaptic transmission, glutamatergic
Cellular component (GO): plasma membrane; dendritic spine; AMPA glutamate receptor complex
Molecular function (GO): transmitter-gated monoatomic ion channel activity involved in regulation of postsynaptic membrane potential; AMPA glutamate receptor activity
Source: RefSeq, a predicted model, not a curated record
GCGUUCAGAGGAGGAGGAAGAACAGACAGCAGCAGACCCUGUACAGUGCAGGCGACAAUUCCUCCACUUGCUGGUGGCCACCUGCAAGGAAAAAUUAAUCUCUUCUCACCGCAAAAUUACUAGUAUUCUUUUUUUUUUUGAUUCCUCCCCUCCAAGGCUGAAAGGUCUCCACUAUGAGUCGGAUCUAACACCUUCCGGAGAGGAACGAGGAAUAUACCAAGGCUCGUCUUCCCCUUUGGUGGAUGUGGACACCUACAGACCGUGGACAUGGACAAGAUAGUGAAUUUAUCCGUUUCGGUCCUGCUGGUUUUAUGGGGAUGCGCGCUCGGAGGCUCGCCCAGUGUCCAGAUCGGGGGACUCUUUCCGAGGGGCGCGGACCAAGAGUACAGCGCGUUUCGGAUAGGAAUGGUUCAGUUUGGCACUUCGGAAUUCAGACUGACGCCUCACAUCGACAAUCUGGAAGUGGCGAACAGUUUCGCCGUGACCAACUGUUUCUGUUCGCAGUUCUCCAGAGGAGUGUACGCCAUCUUCGGGUUCUACGACAAGAAGUCCGUCAACACCAUCACGUCAUUCUGUGGCACGCUCCACGUCUCCUUCAUCACGCCCAGCUUCCCCCUGGACGGGAAUCAGCAGUUCAUCAUCCAGAUGAGACCGGAUAUCAAGGGGCCACUCCUCAGCCUCAUCGAGUACUACAAGUGGGACAAGUUUGCCUAUCUGUAUGACAGCGAUCGAGGCCUGACGACGCUACAGGUUGUCCUGGACAUGGCGGCGGAGAAGAAGUGGCAGGUGACGGCCAUCAACGUGGGCAACCUGAAGGACGAGAGGAAGGACGAGGCCUACCGCUCGCUCUUCCAAGACCUGGAGAACAAGAAGGAGAGGCGAGUGAUCCUGGACUGUGAACAGGACAAAGUCAAAGACAUCAUGGACCAGGUCAUCACAAUUGGCAGACAUGUUAAAGGCUACCACUACAUUAUAGCCAAUCUGGGAUUCAUUGAUGGAGAUCUGACCAAAAUCCAGUAUGGCGGUGCCAAUGUUUCGGGCUUUCAGAUUGUUGACUUUGAGGAUCCUCUGGUGUCCAAGUUUGACCAGAGGUGGGAAGCCCUGGAGGAAAAGGAGUAUCCCGGUGCUGACAGUAAAAUAAGGUACACAUCUGCGUUGACCUACGACGCCGUGCAGGUGAUGACGGAGGCUUUCCGCUACCUGCACAAGCAGCGCAUCGACUUCACCAGGAGGGCCAACAACGGCGACUGCCUGGCCAACCCUGCUGUGCCCUGGGCUCAGGGUGUGGAGAUCGAGCGAGCACUGAAACAGGUCCGUGUGGAAGGCUUGACGGGAAACAUCCAGUUUGAUCAACACGGCAAGAGAGUCAACUACUCUGUGAAUGUGAUGGAACUGAAGACUAAUGGUCCCGUAAAGAUUGGAUACUGGAAUGAGGUGGACAGAAUGGCUGUUACCAAAUCUGAUGUGUUCGCAAAUGAAUCAACAGGAAUGGAAAACAAAACCGUUAUAGUCACCACCAUCUUGGAAGCUCCCUAUGUAAUGCUGAAAAAGAACGCUGACCUUUUCGUAGACAAUGACCGCUACGAGGGAUACUGUGUCGAUCUGGCGGCGGAGAUAGCGAAACACUGCGGCUUCAAAUAUCAAUUGAAAAUAGUGGGGGAUGGGAAAUAUGGAGCCCGAGAUGCCGAGACCAAAAUCUGGAAUGGGAUGGUGGGAGAGUUGGUGUAUGGGAAAGCAGACAUUGCCGUGGCUCCCCUGACCAUCACUUUGGUACGAGAGGAGGUGAUCGACUUCUCCAAGCCCUUCAUGUCUCUGGGGAUCUCCAUCAUGAUAAAGAAGCCACAAAAAUCCAAACCAGGAGUCUUCUCCUUCCUGGACCCGCUCGCCUACGAGAUCUGGAUGUGCAUAGUGUUCGCCUACAUCGGCGUCAGCGUCGUGCUGUUCCUCGUCAGCCGCUUCAGCCCGUACGAGUGGCACACCGAGGAGUACGAGGACGGGCAGAUCCAGACCAAUGAGUCGACCAACGAGUUUGGCAUAUUCAACAGCCUGUGGUUCUCUCUCGGAGCCUUCAUGAGACAAGGCUGUGACAUCUCGCCUAGAUCUCUGUCUGGGCGUAUUGUCGGUGGCGUGUGGUGGUUCUUCACUUUAAUCAUCAUCUCCUCUUACACGGCCAACCUGGCUGCUUUCCUCACUGUCGAGAGGAUGGUGUCUCCCAUCGAAAGUGCAGAGGACCUGGCUAAACAGUCUGAGAUAGCCUAUGGCACUCUGGACUCCGGCUCUACUAAAGAGUUUUUUAGGCGCUCCAAAAUUGCCCUCUUUGACAAAAUGUGGACGUACAUGCGCAGCGCGGAGCCCUCUGUGUUUGUGAAAACCACAGCAGAGGGGGUUCUGAGGGUCCGCAAGUCCAAGGGGAAGUACGCCUACCUGCUGGAGUCCACCAUGAACGAGUACAUAGAGCAGCGGAAGCCCUGCGACACCAUGAAGGUGGGAGGCAACCUGGACUCCAAAGGCUACGGGAUCGCCACGCCGAAAGGAUCCUCAUUAAGAAAUGCGGUUAACCUCGCAGUACUAAAACUGAAUGAGCAAGGCCUGUUGGACAAAUUGAAAAACAAAUGGUGGUACGACAAAGGAGAGUGCGGCAGCGGGGGAGGUGAUUCCAAGGAGAAGACGAGCGCCCUCAGCUUGAGCAACGUGGCUGGGGUCUUCUACAUUCUGGUCGGGGGACUCGGCUUGGCCAUGCUGGUGGCCUUGAUCGAGUUCUGUUACAAGUCCCGAGCCGAGGCGAAACGAAUGAAGGUGGCAAAGAAUGCACAGAAUAUUAACCCAACUUCCUCGCAGAAUUCACAGAAUUUUGCAACUUAUAAGGAAGGUUACAACAUGACGUUUGGGGACGCCAUGAGGAAUAAAGCGAGACUCUCCGUCACUGGGAGUACAGGGGAGAAUGGUCGGGUGAUGACUCCAGAGUUUCCUAAAGCUGUCCACGCUGUCCCGUAUGUGAGACCUGACAUGGGACUAAACGUCAGCCUGACAGAUCUGUCCUGAUCAAUGAGAAACUUCUGAGUGCCUUACAAUGGUUUCAAUAGAGCGAUUUCUUUUUUCCCCCCUUUUUCGCGCUCCCUUCCUCCCUUCUUCUGUUCUGGCACUUUUUUCUGUGUCUGUCUGAUGAAAAAUGAAAGGUAGAAGAUGGAGUUUUCAUUUUGUCUCUCCCCAAAAGACUUGUAUUGUUGCUCUCUGUCUCGAAUUCCUCACCAUUUCAAAAGCGCCUCCCUGUCCGGAUGGAAUUACUUGUCGGAAUAUUGAAAGGAGGAUCUUUUUUUUCCUUUUCCCUGAACUGGUGACACCUUGCUUUUCCUAUCAAUUUGUCUGGACUGGACUGAGAUGGAAACGAGGGCUUGAUUGACAGCAAUGGCUGCUUCUGGGAGUCAGAUUUUCAGUCAUCUCAGCUGUGUGUGUAUGUGUGUGUGUGUGUGUCUGAGUGUGCAAGUGUGUAUGUGCGUAUGAAAGGCAUUGGGGGUGUGUGCGUGUCAGGGGAAGAUGUCAUCAAAAACACAAUGUUUCUGUAGCCCUCACCGCCAAACAGGAUUUUCAAGCACACUUGAAACCAUCUGCAUUAAGAUGUGAAAUUGUCCUUCUUCAUUUUUUUUAAGAAAAUCUAAGAAAAAAGUUUAUUGGGAAAAAAAAGUAUUUUUAUGUAUUUUCCCAAAAUAGCUUUUAAAUAAACUUGCUUACAUUCUGGUUGGAUAUAAACAUCUUGAUGUGUGAGUGUAAAGAAAGAAAAAAUACUAAACAGCUUCUAGUUCCAUAUUUCUAAAGCCAAAUACAUUGCAUAUGGGGGGUGAUGAUGUUGAAACCAUGUAAUUAAUUCCUAUUCUGAACUAUCCUGUAUAUUUUAUUCUUUAACAUUUGGUGUUGAUAUAAAAAAUAUGUCAAUGCUUGACAUUUGGAAUCAAUCCUUCUAUGUUCUUUACUUGUUAGAGUUGGUGCAGCGAUUUGUUUUUCUUUUCUUUUCUUUUCUGUUUUGCUUUACACUUUAGUCUCUUCGUUCGCUUCAAGUGCUUUUUUUGCUCUUUGUAUUUUUUCUGUCGAAGACCAGGGUAGAUGUUCUACUUUCAACAGGAAACUAAUCUGUUUACACGCCAUGAAUGCGAAAACAAAAAAACAAAAACAACAAAAAAAGUCUGGUAUGGUGUUAUCGCAUCACAUUUUUUGAAGUGACAUCAAAAAAGAGGCAUCAGCAUCCACGUGGUUUUAACGGGGUGGUUCAAAUAUGCCAAAUAAGUGAGAGUGCCAAAUUCUAGUGCCAGUAGAUAUGAAUAUAGUCUUUAAUAUAAUCAAUCACUGUCAUCUCAGUGAAUGUAAAUGAUACAUUCUGUAACUUUUGUAACUAGAUGUACAGUUGGUGACAAUGACAGUGCUAAUACAAUAGCCUUUUUUUUGCUUUGUUUUCCAGUCUCUCAUGUAAUUUUUUUCUUUUGCAUUGAUCUGACAAUGAAGUAGCACCAGUUGCAUGUUGUUGCCGCAAAUACUACAUAUGUUUUUAUUUCAUUACUGCCAAACAUGCGUUUUCAUUUCAAUGUUGAAGUUGUGAGGUUUACUGUUUGAAGUUGGAAAUACAAUGUUAGACAUAUAUACAAUAUAUACAUAUAUACAUAUAUUUUGUAUAAAAAUUUUAAAUAUGAAAAAUUAUAGCCCCUUUGCAUUAAAUCGUCAAAGCUACUUCCAUUGAAAACUAAAUUUGAUUUCCAUUUAUUUAUAAAAUACAGUGUUUUAUCAGUUGUAUGGUCCUACCAUGAGUUCCACAGAUGAGCACUUCUAACUAUUAUAUAUUUUUUUUCUUUUCCUAAAAUUGACCCACGAAGAGCCCUCCACUGAAGAGGGAGGUAAAUUGUACAAUUAUUAUUCUCACUGUUGUUUUUGUAAUCAACAAUAGAAACAUAUGCUGUUGUUUCAUCGCAUUUUCAGGCUGUUCUCACUGACAUUUUGUAUAUGGAAUGUGUGCUAACUUGUUUAUUUUUUGGGACUCUUUCUAAAUAAAAGUGGCUGAUCUCUUGUUA